This is a messenger RNA of Conger conger (European conger), 1482 nucleotides long. RefSeq names its product stomatin-like. The record is from RefSeq and is a predicted model, not a curated record. The coding region runs from base 105 to 944 and encodes 279 amino acids. Gene Ontology annotation, cellular component: plasma membrane. The transcript is spliced from 7 exons. NCBI's taxonomy places the organism in Eukaryota, Metazoa, Chordata, Actinopteri, Anguilliformes, Congridae.
CUGGCCACGCCCAUGGGGGCUCUCUGCUCCUACAGUACCUCCCCUCCCUCAGAGCUGAACCGCUAAUCUCGCUCCUCACUGUCCACGACCGCUAGCACAGAGACAUGACCAAUAACGCCAAGGUCCACGACAGCAGCCGGGAAAACUUAGUGGAUGUCCAGCCGGGAAGCCUUGGAGGGUGGGGUUUGCUUUUGGUCACCCUGUCCUUCUUCGUGACAAUCCUGACCUUCCCUGUCUCCAUAUUCAUGUGUAUAAAGAUAGUGCAGCAAUAUGAACGCGCGGUUGUAUUCAGACUGGGACGCCUAACCAGCAAUAAGCCCAGAGGACCAGGGAUCAUCUUCGUGCUGCCCUGCACCGACACCUUCGUCAAGGUGGACAUGCGAACCGUGUCCUUCGGCAUCCCCCACCAAGAGAUCCUGACCAAGGACUCGGUGACGGUGUCGGUGGACGGCGUGGUGUACUUCCGGGUCAGCUGCCCCAUCUCGUCGGUGGUGAACGUGUCCAGCGCCAGCUACUCCACCCACCUGCUGGCGCAGACCACCCUCCGGAACGUUCUGGGCACCAAGAACCUGUCGGAGCUGCUCUCAGACAGGGAAGGCAUGUCACGUAGCAUGCAGGUGUGUCUGGACGAGGCCACGAACCCCUGGGGCAUUAAGGUGGAGAGGGUGGAGAUCAAGGACGUGACCCUACCAAAGCAGCUCCAGAGGGCCAUGGCCGUGGAGGCGGAGGCUGUGAGGGAGGCCCGGGCUAAGGUAAUCGCGGCUGAAGGGGAGAUGAACGCGUCGCGUGCGUUGAAAGAGGCCUCGUCAGUGAUCGCGGAGGCUCCCUCGGCCCUGCAGCUGCGCUACCUGCAGACACUGGGCACCAUCGCGGGUGAGAACAACUCCACCAUCGUCUUCCCCCUGCCCCUCAACCUCCUGCAGCACUUCACCCGCGGGAACUGACACUGCAGGGAUCAGCCAAUCACAUCCCUCCCUUCUGUCACUCGUUUAAAAACGCACGUCGCCAUGACAACUAGAUACACGCGGUAAAGCCCACACCAGGCCAGAUAUAUAUAUAUAUUUCUCUAUAGCUAAUAUACCUACAGGUGAUAGGGGAGUAUAGGCCUAACAAUAUGAUAUGGCAAUACAUUGUUUUUUCCCUAAGAUAUCAUUUUAGGAAACACUGUACCAUAUUUCAAGUGUCCUCGAUCCCUUGCUAUUUAUACAUUAAAAAAAAUAUAUAUACAGUAUAUAUGUAAUAUGUAAAAAUGUAGAGAAAUAUACGUAAAAGGCAAAUUUGGUAAAUUCUCUGGAAUGAAUACAUUGAAAACAGAAAAAUGAAAAUGUGAACUGUUCCUGCUCAAUCAACAGCAAUAUGCUUUGCAAUGUAAAACAGAAAAUUGCAGAUUGCAGAUUGCAGAUCAUGGAAUAACCUUCAUUGAGAGUUAUACAUACUGUAUGAAGCAUAUGUAUUGUAAAUAAAAUUAUUAUUUUUACUUUU